AUGGUUGCUCUGUCGCCAGAAAUGAAUUCGUGUACAAAAUGUUUAUUACUACUAGUGUUCGUUGGGUUGACGGUGUUAGUAAAAUUAUCGGAAAGUUCCCCUUUAAGACCUUAUCAAACACAAAUUGAAGAAAAAUCACGCCAAGAUAUCAUCACACUAGCAGCACGAGUCAUAAAAAUAGCCAUGUACGGUAGCAACCAGUAUGACGUCAUCAAGAGAAACGCGGGAACUGUGGACCAUCUUCUGAACUUUCCUGAUCUCAGCGUUGGGAAAUAAAAAAGGGAGACAACUCCAAUAGACAACAGACCACAACAGCAUUGUUUAUGACUGAAUGGUUGAAUCCAAUGUGUAUAUAAACUGACUAUAAUAUUCUGUAUGAGAUAUAACAUAUAACCCUUUACAUACUAACACCGUCACUUGAUUAACUCGGGGGUCAAUUUUCAGGAGCUCUAUUCUCAAAAACUAAGAUGAUUUGAGUGUCUCAGUCAUUGAAUCGAUUUUGAAUUCGUUUUUUUUUUCAUCCGAUUAGAUGACUGUUGUUCUUGAAGUUGUUUUCUUUCUCUAUAUUUUCUUAGUUUUCCGGAAUAAUGCCCCAGAUCGUGUUCGUUAGAAACGAAAGUUUUGUCAAAUUGAAUAUUUGUGGCCGGGAUCAGAGGAAACUUUAAAACAGUUCAGUACUUUUUCGGAACUAUACAGACAUUAUCUAAAUUUUAAUAUGUCCUUAAGCCUAAUACCGACCAAAUAAACUUUAUUUUCUUAGUGAAUCGCUGAAAGGAAUGCUGAGUUUACAAAUCCAAAUACAUGUACCAAUAAAAAUUCUUUUCUUUGUGGACUCUACUAAAGGAACAAUGGAAAAACUUUAUGUUAAUUUGCGAGUUAUAGCCAGGUAGCUUGAAAGAUGAUCGGCCUCCUGAAAGUCUAAAGAACUUCUUAUACUUUGACUGCAAUAGCCACAUUUCAUGUAUCACGGUAGCAAAUGCAAUGAUUUGAUUGGAUUGUACGUUAGCGAAUACAGUCAAUCAGAGUCCUCGACAGAAAGUUUGUAAACAAUAAGCUAUAAUGUUUACAGUCAGUCUGUUGAGAGCUAUUAUUGACUGUUGUCGCUAGCGCACACCCCGAUAAAAUCGUUGCAUUCAAUGAUACAUAAAAGGUGUCUAUUGUAGUCAAGGUAUAAGUUUGCUAUACCCUGACCAUAGUGAAGAUGCCUGGAAGUUUCUGUUCUGUAAACUCAACUGAUAUUAUUUGUAUGUUUUAUUGUACCUCAUACAGUAAACUUUUAGAACC
Messenger RNA from Lottia gigantea (owl limpet), 1284 nucleotides. RefSeq lists its product as hypothetical. Bases 1 to 276 code for a protein of 91 amino acids. NCBI's taxonomy places the organism in Eukaryota, Metazoa, Mollusca, Gastropoda, Lottiidae. The transcript is spliced from 4 exons. The record is from RefSeq and is a predicted model, not a curated record.